Molecule: messenger RNA, 1099 nt
Organism: Chrysochloris asiatica (Cape golden mole)
Lineage: Eukaryota; Metazoa; Chordata; Mammalia; Afrosoricida; Chrysochloridae
Gene: PSMA6
Product: proteasome (prosome, macropain) subunit, alpha type, 6
Exons: 7
Coding region: 438-941 (167 amino acids)
Biological process (GO): ubiquitin-dependent protein catabolic process
Cellular component (GO): nucleus; cytosol; proteasome core complex, alpha-subunit complex
Source: RefSeq, a predicted model, not a curated record
GCUCGCCGUGACGCUAGAGGCGUAAAUUCAGCGUGCGGGAGCGGAAGAAGCCUAGCCGUGCCCCGGAAGCAGUCGCUAUAAUUUCCGAGAGGGGCUUGUCGUUUGGUGUGGGAGCUCUGGGGCCUGGAGACUGUCUGAAGUAGCAUAUCAACAUGUCCCGUGGUUCCAGCGCUGGUUUUGACCGUCACAUUACCAUUUUUUCACCCGAGGGCCGCCUCUACCAAGUAGGUGAGUGAACCGGGCCUACAUGUGGCCCAUCCUAAUUGCCCUGUCAUGAAUAUGCUUUUAAGGCAAUUAACCAGGGUGGUCUUACAUCAGUAGCUGUCAGAGGGAAGGACUGUGCCGUCAUUGUCACACAGAAGAAAGUACCUGACAAAUUAUUGGAUUCCAGCACAGUGACUCACUUAUUCAAGAUAACUGAAAACAUUGGCUGUGUGAUGACAGGAAUGACAGCUGACAGCAGGUCCCAGGUACAGAGGGCUCGCUAUGAGGCAGCUAAUUGGAAAUACAAGUAUGGCUAUGAGAUUCCUGUGGACAUGCUAUGUAAAAGAAUUGCAGAUAUUUCUCAGGUCUACACACAGAAUGCUGAAAUGAGGCCUCUUGGUUGUUGUAUGAUCUUAAUUGGCAUCGAUGAAGAACAAGGCCCUCAGGUGUACAAGUGUGACCCUGCAGGUUACUACUGUGGGUUUAAAGCCACUGCAGCAGGAGUUAAACAAACGGAGUCAAUCAGCUUCCUUGAAAAAAAAGUGAAGAAAAAAUUUGAUUGGACAUUUGAGCAGACAGUUGAAACUGCAAUUACAUGCCUGUCUACUGUGCUGUCAAUUGAUUUCAAACCUUCUGAAAUUGAAGUUGGAGUAGUUACAGUUGAAAAUCCUAAAUUCAGGAUUCUUACAGAAGCAGAAAUUGAUACCCACCUUGUUGCUCUAGCUGAGAGAGACUAAACAUAAUUAGUACCAAAUCCAUGAUGCCACUUGCCAGUGGAUGUGGUAAAAACAGACCAACAUUGUGGAGGCCCCUGGAUUGACAAAGAACCUCUCCAGUCCUCCUAGCCCUGAAGUGGUUCAGACUCUGUAUAAAUAAAAGCAUUGCUUUUUGGAAA